UUACAGAACAAGGCAAAUGUGAAUGAGAAACGUAAUGAUGGCAGCUCACCUCUACAUGAUGCAGCCUACCAGGGACAUAGGGAGGUUGUGGAGGUGUUAUUACAGAACAAGGCAAAUGUGGAUGAGAAAGAUAAGAAAGGCCACACACCUCUACAUCGUGCAGCCUCCCAGGGACAUAGGGAGGUUGUGGAGGUGUUAUUACAGAACAAGGCAAAUGUGAAUGAGAAACGUAAUGAUGGCAACACACCUCUGCAUGUUGCAGCCUGGCAGGGACAUAGGGAGGUUGUGGAGGUGUUAUUACAGAACAAGGCAAAUGUGGAUGAAAAACGUAAUGAUGGCAACACACCUCUACAUGAUGCAGCCUGGCAGGGACACGUGGAGGUUGUGGAGGUGUUAUUACAGAACAAGGCUAAUGUGGAUGAAAAACGUAAUUAUGGCAGCACACCUCUACAUAUUGCAGCCUACCAGGGACAUAGGGAGGUUGUGGAGGUGUUAUUACAGAACAAGGCAAAUGUGGAUGAAAAACGUGAUGAUGGCCCUACACCUCUACAUGAGGCAGCUUACCAGGGACAUAGGGAGGUUGUGGAGAUGAUAUUACAGAACAAGUCAAAUGUGAAUGAGAAACAUCAAGACGGCAGCACACCUCUACAUCUUGCAGCCUGGCAUGGACAUUCGGAGGUUGUGGAGGUGUUAUUACAGAACAAGGCAAAUGUGGAUGAGAAAGAUAAGGAAGGCCGCACACCUCUACAUGAUGCAGCCUGGCAGGGACACAGGGAGAUUGUGGAGGUGUUAUUACAGAACAAGGAAAAUGUGGAUGAGAAAGAUAAGGAAGGCUGCACACCUCUACAUCGUGCAGCCUCCCAGGGACAUAGAGAGGUUGUGGAGGUGUUAUUACAGAACAAGGCAAAUAUGAAUGAGAAACGGAAUGAUGGCAGCACACCUCUACUUGAUGCAGCCUGGCAGGGACAUAGGGAGGUUGUGGAGGUGUUAUUACAGAACAAGGCAAAUGUGAAUGAGAAACGAAAUGAUGGCAACACACCUCUACAUCUUGCAGCCGUCCAGGAACAUUGGGAGGUUGUGGAGGUGUUAUUACAGAACAAGGCAAAUGUGAAUGAGAAACGGAAUGAUGGCAGCACACCUCUACAUAAUGCAGCCUACCAGGGACAAAGGAAGGUUGUGGAGGUGUUAAGCACACCUCUACAUGAUGCAGCUCACCAGGGACAUAGGAAGGUUGUGGAGGUGUUAUUACAGAACAAGGCAAAUUUGGAUGAGAAAGAUAAGAAAGGCCGUACACCUCUACAUGAUGCAGCCUCCCAGGGACAUAGGAAGGUUUUGGAGGUGUUAUUACAGAACAAGGCAAAUGUGAAUGAGAAACGUAAUGAUGGCAGCACACCUCUACAUGAUGCAGCCUCCCAGGGACAUAGCAAGGUUGUGGAGGUGUUAUUACAGAACCAGGCAAAUGUGGAUGAGAAACGUAAUGAUGGGAACACACCUCUACAUCUUGCAGCCUGGCAGGGACAUAGGGAGGUUGUGGAGGUGUUAUUACAGAACAAGACAAAUGUGCAUGAGCAACGUCAAGAUGACAGCACACCUCUACAUGAGGCAGCCUACCAGGGACACAGGGAGGUUGUGGAGGUGAUAUUACAGAACAAGUCGAAUGUGAAUGAGAAACAUCAAGAAGGCAGCACACCUCUACAUCUUGCAGCCUGGCAUGGACAUUGGGAGGUUGUGGAGGUGUUAUUACAGAACAAGGCAAAUGUGGAUGAGAAAGAUAAGGAAGGCCGCACACCUCUACAUGAUGCAGCCUGGCAGGGACACAGGGAGGUUGUGGAGGUGUUAUUACAGAACAAGGAAAAUGUGGAUGAGAAAGAUAAGGAAGGCAGCACACCUCUACAUCGUGGAGCCUCCCAGGGACAUAGAGAGGUUGUGGAGGUGUUAUUACAGAACAAGGCAAAUAUGAAUGAGAAACGGAAUGAUGGCAGCACACCUCUACAUGAUGCAGCCAACAAGGGACACAGGGAGGUUGUGGAGGUGUUAUUACAGAACAAGGCAAAUGUGAAUGAGAAACGUAAUGAUGGCAACACACCUCUACAUCUUGCAGCCGUCCAGGACCAUUGGGAGGUUGUGGAGGUCUUAUUACAGAACGAGGCAAAUGUGAAUGAGAAACGGAAUGAUGGCAGCACACCUCUACAUAAUGCAGCCUACCAGGGAGAAAGGAAGGUUGUGGAGGUGUUAUUAAAGAACAAGGCAAAUGUGGAUGAGAAAGAUAAGGAAGGCAGCACACCUCUACAUGAUGCAGCCAACCAGGGAGAUAGGAAGGUUGUGGAGGCAAAUGUGAAUGAGAAACGGAAUGAUGGCAACACACCUCUACAUGAUGCAGCCUACCAGGGACAUAGGAAGGUUGUGGAGGUGUUAUUACAGAACAAGGAAAAUGUGGAUGAGAAAGAUAUGGAAGGCCGUACACCUCUACAUGAUGCAGCCGACCAGGGACAUAGGAAGGUUGUGGAGAUGUUAUUACAGAACAAGGCAAAUGUGAAUGAGAAACGGAAUGAUGGCAGCACACCUCUACAUGAUGCAGCCUACCAUGGACAUAGGAAGGUUGUGGAGGUGUUAUUACAGAACAAGGCAAAUGUGAAUGAGAAACGUAAUGAUAGCAACACACAUCUACAUCUUGCAGCCUUGCAGGGACAUAGGGAGGUUGUGGAGGUGUUAUUACAGAACAAUGCAAAUGUGGAUGAGAAAGAUAAGAAAGGCCGCACACCUCUACAUCGUGCAGCCUCCCAGGGACAUAGGGAGCACACCUCUACAUGA
Messenger RNA from Haliotis rufescens (red abalone), 2811 nucleotides. RefSeq names its product serine/threonine-protein phosphatase 6 regulatory ankyrin repeat subunit B-like. NCBI's taxonomy places the organism in Eukaryota, Metazoa, Mollusca, Gastropoda, Lepetellida, Haliotidae. The record is from RefSeq and is a predicted model, not a curated record. Gene Ontology annotation, molecular function: protein binding. The annotation marks the transcript as partial. The transcript has 4 exons.